AACAAUCUUAGGAUGAGUUUUCUCCGUGAGGUGGAGAGCUUUAAAACAGGAAAGCUAAAAUCCGUCAAUACUACGGUCACCACAGCAGAGGGAAGGAAGUUUCUAGAACGUAAGAGUGGAAAUGGGAGUAUCAUCACUGUAGAUACUGGAGAGCAUGGCUUAGGAUUUUGCAAGGACCUCUCACCAGAUGACAAGGUUUACAAUGUACUGGACAACUUAUUUAUAAGCUCACAAGAAGGAGCCAGAAAUUUGGAAGAACUUAAACAAAAUAACAUAACUCACAUAUUAAAUGUUGGAACAGGAAUAGAGAAUGCCUUUCCAAAGGAGUUUGAAUACAAGACUGUUGAGAUGCUGGAUUUGCCAGAAACUCCCAUUUGUCAAUACUUCCCAGGGAUGUUUGAUUUUAUAAUUAAUGGCUCUAAAAGUGGGGCAGUGCUUGUUCACUGUAAUGCUGGUGUGUCUCGUUCUGUGACUGUCAUUCUUGGAUACUUGAUGUUUUCAAAAAGAUUGCCAUUGGAAGAGGCCAUGGAGAUUGUUAAAAAAGCCAGACCAAGUGCAAAACCUAAUGAGGGAUUUCUCCAUCAAUUACAAGACUACCAAACACGGCUUGACCUUUCUUAAAAGAAAGCGAGAAACAAUCUUACUGAGUUGUAAUAUCACAGUUUGAAUUUUAAUUCUCGUUUUAAAGAAUUAAGGAUAAAUAUAAUUACUACAGGAAAAGUGAGGAAAAGAAACUUUCUUUCCUUAUCCUAAGAAAUAAUCAAAAUGUUUUUAUUAUUAAAGAAGUGAAAUUUGGUA
This is a messenger RNA of Stylophora pistillata, 798 nucleotides long. Its product is annotated as dual specificity protein phosphatase 19. Gene Ontology annotation, biological process: regulation of MAP kinase activity; protein dephosphorylation. Lineage: Eukaryota; Metazoa; Cnidaria; Anthozoa; Scleractinia; Pocilloporidae. Gene Ontology annotation, cellular component: cytoplasm. Gene Ontology annotation, molecular function: JUN kinase phosphatase activity. The record is from RefSeq and is a predicted model, not a curated record.